Molecule: messenger RNA, 5722 nt
Organism: Ooceraea biroi (clonal raider ant)
Lineage: Eukaryota; Metazoa; Arthropoda; Insecta; Hymenoptera; Formicidae
Gene: Dop2R
Product: dopamine D2-like receptor
Biological process (GO): G protein-coupled receptor signaling pathway
Cellular component (GO): plasma membrane
Molecular function (GO): G protein-coupled receptor activity; dopamine neurotransmitter receptor activity, coupled via Gi/Go
Source: RefSeq, a predicted model, not a curated record
CCAGUCGCUCGCCGUACGCUCCACGACGUGGCUCGAAAGUGCUGCCUGGCCGAUCGAGAUAAGCGAUGACGACGACGACAGUGAUGUGAUGCCACCCCUCGAUCACGACGCCAGUCGAUCCUGGCCCACGUCGAGACUCGUUGUCGCCCGGAAACGUCGAUAGGCAGUCUGAUCGGGAGCUAGCGAUCGGGGUUUGAUCGUCGAUCGUCGCUCGCCGGAAUCCACAGGUACCUCCGCAAGCGCAUCGUGGAGGCUGACCGCGUAAUCCGCGUGGCGAUUCUCGGGCGGACCGGACUGGACGUUGGCCGUCGCCGCGUCGAUCGAUCGAGAUCGAGAAAGGUGCCGCAAGCGGGAGACUUCCUCGUGGUGGUCGGAUAUUACACACAUACACACGCACAGUGUAAUAACGGGUGUAACGUGUGCUCGUGUGCGUGAUCGUUGCCGCUCCAGAGGAGGAUCGCGAGAGGAUCGGAGAAUCCGGCUGCCGAGGAUCCUGCGAGUUUAGGGCGGGACUCGGAGGAUCUCGGACUGGUCCCAGGGUCGAAGGUGCGCGCGACCGGGGCCGAAUCCGGCGAUCGAUCGUGAUAAUCGCUCGCUUCCGCCGAUCAGUGAUUACCCGUAUGGACCAGCACGCGCGAGCGAGCGAUACUGGACGCGUUUCGUCGGCGCGGGCGCUGUUUCGGCCGCCGCCAGGGGCCAAAUUUCCGGCCAGGAAAUUCGACGUCGAUCGUCGGUGCAGCGAUGCGGCGAAAUUAGCCGGAAGUGCCGGCGGAUCGGAUUAACGUGGCGUCCGGUGCCAUCCGGUUGCUCGAGCGGCUGGCUUGAGCCCGCCGCGGCGAGCUGCCGAGCUACCGAAGGAUCAAAGGACGGCAGCGAGUCAAUCGUAAAAGCAGGUCUGAAAGAGGGAUAAGCCGGUCGGCGUGGGAGGGAGGAGGGGGCAGGUUAGAACGCGGACAACGGAGCCGAGGGGUUGAUCGGAGCCACGUACGUACGAGGGAGGAAGCCCGCCGAGGAACAGGCGGUGGAUUAAGGAACGAUCUCGGCGACGAGGAAGGAGGAGCAUAAGUGCCGUUUUCACGGGGAAUUUAAUAAACUCCCGGGGUCGGUAUAAAAUGCCGCCCCGCGUAUCGGAUACGACGUCGCCGGGGUUUCCGACGCCGUUGCAAAAUAUUUCGGCCGAUCCGCCGACGCUGAAUGGCGCGGCUUAAGACGGCUUCCCGUGUAUACCACCAUCGCGCGGGCUGGGUAAUCGAAACGAUAGUAGACUGAAGAGCCUAGAGAGCGUCUCUCUCCUUUUCCACCCUUUUCUCUUCUCGCUUCGCUCUCUCAUUUCUCUCUCUCUCCCUCUCUUUUUCUCUCUCUCCCCCUUUCUCUUUCUCUCUCUCUCCAACCUUUUUCCGCCCGAUUUUGCCCGUAUUACGUGACACGAGGAGCGCGUCGCCAUGUACGCGUGACAUCAUGUCGACGUCUGUGCGUGACACGACGUCGGGUGCAGAAAGCGGCUACGUACGCGAAAGAGGAAGCGUUGCACGCGCAUUGUGCACGAGGGGUGUCAAUGGAUCGCGAGCGCGAGCCGCGCUCGCGACAGGCUCGCGGAUGCGAGAGCACAUAAGCCGCGUCGUAGUCGCCGCGACGUCGCGGCGCAUCGAUGGAUCAUCAUCGAUCUCGCGCGAGAUCGAUCACCCGCGAACGUGUCCGGGAACGUCCUUCCAUCACGGAUAAUCGUCGUCCAGCUACCGACGGGUUGCUGCCGAGAUGGACGAAAUCCUGGAGGAAGGAUUCAACUGAUACGCGUCUAAGCCGGGGGAUCCUAGAAACUGUGUGACCGGCCGGUCAGAGGGCCGACUAGAAACAGUACCUCUCUUCUUGUUCGCAAAGAGGAUCAAGGAGCCUUAUCGUGCUUGCUACCUAGUCGCGGAAAAAGAAAGGGAAGCCAGGAAAAGAAAGGGACGAAGAAAAGCAACGGGAAGAAAGAAAGGGAGAAAGAGGGAAAGAAAAAGAGAGACGGUGAGGUAGGGCAGGAAACUCUCGAAGGCAGUCGGGGCGGGAGAUAAGUAACCUGGAGAUGUUGGUGAGCGCGGGCAGAAAGAUGGAAUCCCGGGCGAGACGUUCCAAGAUCUCGUGAUUGGUGUCAGCGCCUGGCUGAGGAGAUAAGGUCGACCGAGGACGCGAGGACCGAGCGAAGUGAUGGAGGCGAGAACGAACGAUUCGUUCGUCAGGUCGGUCCUCCGGAACCUCACGCUGACCUCCCGCGAGCGUCGACACCCGGACGAGCCACCUGGGGUUGUAGUGGCCGCCAGCGGCGUCGCCGAUGUCGUCUCCACGACCAUGCAGGACGAGAGGAUGGUGGACCUCCUGGCCGACAGCAUUCCGAGGAACGACAGCGGCGUCGAGGACACCGAUUCGUCGAGCUGGUUCGACGACUCAACGGCGAGCGCCGCUGUCUCGACCUUGUCGGCCUCCUCGCCGUUCGCGGACUCCUCUUCCAUUUCGUACUCCAGCACCCCGAGCACGGACAAUUACACCGGCAUCUCGGACCUGUUCGUUUUCGAGGACCUGAGUGACUACAUCAAUCGACUCAACUACAGCGUCCUCGUGAAUUUGACGGCCUACUACGACGACGGGGCCCUGAACCUCAGCAGCGUGAACUGCACGUCGUCGAUAGUCGCCGGUGCCGGUGAUGUGAGGCCGUCCGAGUGCGGCGCGACCGCCGGCGUCGAGAAAUCGAAUGCGAACAGCUGGUGGGCUCUGAUACUCGUGAUCGUGCCGUGUCUGACGCUGUUCGGUAACGUGCUCGUCAUCCUGGCGGUGGUGAGAGAGCGAGCGCUGCAGACGGUCACCAACUACUUCAUCGUCAGCUUGGCGGUCGCCGAUCUCUUGGUCGCAGUGCUGGUGAUGCCGUUCGCGGUAUAUGUUCUGGUGAAUGGAUCCUGGAGUUUGCCCGGGUUUGUUUGUGACUUUUAUAUCGCGAUGGAUGUAACCUGCAGCACCAGCUCCAUAUUCAAUCUCGUGGCUAUUUCAAUAGACAGAUACAUAGCGGUGACCCAGCCGAUAAAGUACGCGAAGCACAAGAACAAUAGAAGAGUAUGGCUGACGAUAUUGCUGGUCUGGGCGAUAUCGGCCGCGAUCGGCAGCCCGAUUGUCCUAGGCCUGAAUAACACGCCCGAUCGGACACCGGACCAAUGCCUGUUCUACAAUACGGAUUUUAUCAUCUACUCGAGCCUGUCCAGCUUCUACAUACCCUGCAUCAUCAUGGUAUUCCUCUACUAUAACAUAUUCAAGGCUCUACGAAACAGAGCGAAGAAGGCUCGUGCCAGCAGAAAACCGAAUUUAGGCGAUAUAAAGCCAGGAAGCAUUAUCGAGAAUAUCGCACACACGCGCAGUGGGUAUUCUGUGGCAAGGUUCGCGGAAACGGCGCUGGGAGCGGCUGCCCUGGUGGCACCUGGGAUCGAGGAACCGACGAACACCGCUUCCGGCAGCAACGAGGAUGAGGACGAGACGCCUCUCGAUCCCGUUGUCGUCAUCUCCAACGACAAGAGCACGGAAUUCUUCUUAGCCACGGUCGUCGAGGAAGCAGCUUGUCGUUUCAGCGCGGUGGCGCAGGCUCAGCUGAGUGGGACCCAGCACGGCGUGCAGCGGAGCGACUCUUCAGGGUACGACGGCGCAGCGAGUAGCACGAUGAUCCACGAGCCGCUCGAGACGAACUCGAGCCCAAGCCCGAACCCGCGGAUCACCUCGGGUCCGCCGUCCUCUUCGACCUCGUCGUCGCCGCCGCCGCCGCGCGGCGGUACUAGCGUGUCCUCGGCGACCCAGACGAAGAAGAACGGCAGCAACAAUGGCGGUGCGAGCAAGCAGGAGCUGAAGAGGCUGAAGAGUGCCGGCUCGCUGCUGCCGCUGCAGCUGGCCAGGACGCCGAGCGUGCUAUCGUCCUCCGGCAAGAAGGACCGCAAGAACGCGUCGUCCGGGUCAAGGUUCACGAUAUACAAGGCCAACAAGGCCAGCAAGAAGAAGAGGGAGAAGAGCUCGGCCAAGAAGGAGCGCAAGGCCACCAAGACCCUUGCGAUCGUGUUAGGUGUCUUUCUGAUAUGCUGGGUGCCCUUCUUUACUUGCAAUAUCAUGGACGCGAUCUGCACGAAGCUGAUGAAGGACUGUCAGCCCGGUGUGACAGCGUUCAUCGUUACCUCCUGGUUGGGCUACAUGAACAGCUUCGUGAAUCCCGUAAUAUACACUGUGUUCAACCCCGAAUUCCGUAAGGCCUUCCGCAAGCUGAUCAGCGUGUAAGCGAGCGACUCGUCCCUCCCCAAAGAAGAGACACGGGACGACAAACGUGACUCAAGUGUGAAUCGUCGUAUUUGUGAUGUAACAACGAGGCGGUAGGCUCUCGGUAAGCUCGCAACAGGUACUGUCGUCCCCGUAUUUGGAAUCGCGGCAGCUGCGUUUGCGUAUCGGUUUUCGCGUGCCAUUGCGCGUCAAUCGUUUCCGAGUGAAAGAGAAAAGCCCCGGCGGAGCAUCGUCCGCAUUCUCAACUCGAGACGUAUCCCCACGAUACGGGUGAAGAACGGCAAGCAUCGCAUCUUCGGUAGCCGCAACUUCGUUUCCGCGAUGCCCGCGCGAGACUUCACUGUGGAGAAUAUGACGAAAGUAGCGUGCAAAUGAAAAUUUGUCGUCACCUGACAAAUUCCUUUCGCGUUUGCGCCUCAGAGAACAUCAUUUUUAAUGAUAUUCGAAAUUCACCGACGCGUUUGGAUCGAACAAAACGGAUGCGAUGAUCAAAGGUAUCAGGCUUGUGGAGAUAUCGCUUGUCGCACGUUCGACGGGAAAGAAGCAAUUUCCCGAUGAUCCUCGAGAAGAGAGGAUAAAAUUGACAUUUCACUUGGUGAAAAUUGACACGCAGUCGGACGCGGAGAAUAGUCCGUCGACGAGUUCGUCGUUGUAGUAUAUUGCAAUAGAAUGAUAUGUCGUGUCUACGCGCGUGAACGCACCGUGAUAUCGAACUGUCGAGAAGACACGCUUGACGAUGGAACUGAAUCCUCUCGUGAGUGGCUCAAGUAAUCGCUAAGUGAGACUUUUACGCGAAACGGAAAGCCGCGUGGCUCAAUCGCGCGAAUUAGGAAGAAAUUUAGGUAAUCUGCACAAAGAGCAUCUCGAGCGUUCGUCUAGAAAGAGAAAAGGAGAGGGAGAGAGAGGGAGAGAAAAGCUAGUUACUAAGCUAAUAACCGCGUUCUCGUAUAAGGGUGGACCCCCUUGAAGAUAAUUUAAGUUCGCGAAAGCAGGUAAUAAUGAGAUCCGAGAGAGAGUGCGCGCGGAGGAUUAAAGCUGUUAGAGAGGUGUAUUUAUUAUGCGAGCAUAUAUUACACGUACACAACACUAUACGUCUCUGUGGAUAAUUAAGUACGCCAUGACAGUAUUAACGUAGCAUGUAAGGUAUAGCAAUAUUUUUUCGCUCAAAGCAAAAGCAACCGAGACCGCCGUUUGUACGACGAUACGUAGGAACACGCUACACAUACUCGCGCGUCGCAGUGUGUGUCACUGUAUGUAUUUAUAUUUCGGUAUACAUAGAGAAAGAGAGAGAAAGAGAGCGAGAGAGUAAGAAUGAGUGAGAGAGAACGGAAGAAAGAAAGAGAGAGGGGGAGAGAGAAAUUACGUAUACAUUACAUACGCUACAUAAAUGAACUUACGCCGUUCCUUCCACGAUAUACAGGGUGAUGUCAAACGCGAGGUA